Messenger RNA from Drosophila kikkawai, 2432 nucleotides. RefSeq lists its product as uncharacterized. Lineage: Eukaryota; Metazoa; Arthropoda; Insecta; Diptera; Drosophilidae. The record is from RefSeq and is a predicted model, not a curated record.
UCAGUACUGCACGAGCUAGCGACGCGUCAAGAUCCGAAUUCCGUUAACAGACUCACAAACUCUUACACUGCGCGAUAUACCGUUACAAUUGUGCUUGGAUCGAAAUCGAACAACACUAAUACCAACCAUAAAACACACACACACAACCCCACCGAGUUUUCUCCUUACCAUUUCCAGUGAGCAGCCGCAACAACAACAACAGCAACAACUGCGUUUUUGGAGUUUUGGAAAACAAAAAACUAAUUGGAAAUGCAGUACUCGAGCAGUUCGGAAAAUUACUCAUCCACGUCAAGGGACAACAAGCCCUCGAAAUGGGGCAGGAGCGACAAGAACAACUAUGCCUAUAAGAAGUCCUCCUAUCAAUACUCAAGCUCUGGCGACAACAGUUUGUCCUAUCAGAACAAGACCCCUGACCAGAACAUCGAUCAGUUAGAUGCCUUGCUGGAGGAUCUGAAGCAAGAGCGCCAGAUCAGCACCAGAGAUCGAGAUCUAUUACCCAGCAAUGGCACAUCCUAUAGAACGCUUGAACGCACUGAUCCUUCGGGCACUGUGACAAGAACCACGCGUGUGGUUAAGACCACCAAACACUCGGGCUCUGGUGGCCAGCAGCCCUUCAUCGACGAUGUGGAGACCUUCAAUCCCACCGAUUACAGCACUCUGCAGUCCACGGCCAAGUAUUCCAGCCUGAAGCGCGAUGAAUACCAGACCAAGGAGAAGCCCUAUACGCUGGCCCACUCACCCGUCGGUGGUCAGUACGAGAGCAAGAAGAUCUAUGAGAGCAACCGCACCAUUAACAACAACGUGGAGCUGCUGCCUGGAACCACCACUAGCACUAUCCAGACUCUGAACAGCGGCACUACCAUCGACAAGGAGCUGCAGGACAUCGCCUUGAGCGAUGGCAUUUUGCCUGCUCCGGGCACUAAGGUGACCACCACUGUGCGGACCUACACCUACGAGAUCCCGGCCACUGGACCUGGCAGCAACACUAGCACCAUUAACCGCACUCACACCAACACGCUCAACAACUCGAAUACGCUGAGCAGCAGCUACAAGCUCCACGAGAGCCACAACACCUCCAGCCAGAACUUCUCGCAGCUGUCGCCUAUCCCGAAUGCGCAUCCGUUGCAUGUGCCUCAGACUGUUGUCUACAACACGGAGAGCUACUCCACGCUGAACAAGCCCAAUGAUCGUCCCUUGGUCAGCAACCAGUCCUACGAGAUCCGGGAGCACAAGGAGACCACCACACGUGGCGUGAGCCCACAGCCGCGUCAGUUGCCCCUGGGAUCGGGUCCAGCGGGUACACCGCCCGGCAAUCGUACCGUCAUCUAUAAUAUCCACAAGACGGAUCAUGUGAACACUAUCAAUGAGUUGCCGCCAACGCAGCAGCCACGCUAUCCGCCGCACAGUCCGGCUCACAGUCCCAACUACGGCGGACCGCACAGCCCUCCAUUGCAGCCGGGAGUGAAUCGCUAUUACUACAAGGAAACGGAGACAUCAAAUACGGUCAACAGCAUCCAUGGACCACCGAACGGUGUGGGACCCUAUGAGCCUGGUCUGCCUCAAUCCGCUCCGCUCAAGCAGCUGCCACCCAACAAUGCGUAUCCACAGUCGCCCAAUGGAAAUGGAUAUCCCCCAAAUACAUCCACGUACAGCUACAAAUACUCCUCGACCACCAACACGAACAACCGACGUGGUCCGGACUAUGGCUCACCAUCGCCAUUCCCCGUGGAUGGUGUCGAAUAUCCGGUGAACGGCAAUCCUCCACAGCGCGUGGAUGAUCUGAUGCAGUCCUUCUCCACUACCACCGACCAUGUGGAUCGCGGGGAUAUCGAGACGCCGGUUCGUAAGCGUGAAAUCGAAACCGCAGUGGCCUCGCCCAACCAGCAGCAUGUGCCGUCGGUUAACAAGGCCGGCAAGGAGGUGUACUAUCCCCCCGGACACGACACCAUUGUGAUGAAGCGCGAGGAGAUGCAUGCUGGCUCCGCUUCUGGGGGUCGCUGGGCCAAGGGCUCUGGAAUGUACGAGUACGAGUCCGGCUCGAAGUCAAAGACGAAAACCAAGUCCGGUGGCGCCGUGGUGCCCGUGUGCCUGCCCCUCUGCUGUGCCAUGCCCUGCUCCAUCAUGUAGAGAGAUCAUAUCGUAACUUGUACAUAGGUUUUCUAAUAAUCUAACGCUAAAUCCUGCCCUGCUCUAAUUGCUCUCUACUAUACAUGUCGUCUAACUUCUAUUGGGUAUUUGUUUAGCCUGCCAAUUGGUUGCGUAAAUUCUACAAUUGUGUGUGUCUAUAUCUAUAUGUUACGUACGUUAUUGUCUAUGUAUAUAAUUUGUGAAGCCCGCGUUGUUGUUUUUAUACUUAUUUUCCGGAUCCGGUUUUGCAAAUUUCUUUGCUCAAGCAUUUACACGAUGCCCAGUAAAUAUUCCCAGAAAAGUUA